CCGGUUCGCGUGGCGGGCGGAAGAGGCAGUUUCUGCUGAAAGGGUGCAGGGAGGGACAAGUGGGUUAGGCAGCUGUGGCCUCUGGGGAUUCCCCAGACUGGUCCUGGGAGGGCGGUAGGAGGAGCCCCUUGUCCCUGCUCAGCCCCAGACGGCGGAGGCGUUUGCUUCCUGGAAGCAUUUUUCUCCCCGGCCCCCUCCCCGCGGGGUUUAACAAGUGAAAGUUGGUCUCUUUCGCGUUCCAGAGCAGUUUUUCUCUGCGGUCUCUGAGCGGAGCCGUCCGUCAGUCUGAACCGGGCCGCUUUCCGUUUUUCCUUGGCUCUCAGUAGGCGGUCCUAAUUCAAGGUUAAUUGAUAAGAAUUUGCCCCAGAGGGUUGGGGACCUCGUGUGAGAAACUGAGCCUUGGAAGUCCUGGGUGGUGUCUGACCCAAGGGAGGGAAUAGUCCACUGGGGCUUCGUUCAGUUUAGAAAGCGCGUACCAGGGAUCUGCUCAAGUUUGGAAACACAUUUUUAGAGGACCAUUUAUUUAUAAAUAGUUUGUCAAGAGAAAGGUGGUCUGGUGAGUGAGGUACUUGGAAGCCUCUGUUAUAUAAGGAGCAACUGAAAGAACUGUGAAGAAAAGAGUUAAGAAGCAAGAUACUUGUUUUCAGGUAUUGGAAGGCUGCUACGGAAAAAGUUUCACGUGUAGCUUUAAAGAACCAGAAACCCAAGGGAACCAGUAUUCCUGCUGCACAGAGCCCCAUUUUAGCGACACUGUUUUCCGGAGUACCUUUAUGAUGACCAAGGUACUGGGCAUGGCCUCAGUUCGGGGCCCUAGGCCUCCACGGGAGCAGGGGCCCAUGAUUGUGAAGGUCGAGGAGGAGGAGGAGAAAGGAAAGCGCCUUCCCAGCCUGGAGAUGUUCCGUCAGCGCUUCAGGCAGUUUGGGUACCAUGACACCCCUGGCCCCCGGGAGGCCCUCAGCCAGCUCCGGGUGCUCUGCUGUGAGUGGCUGCGGCCCGAAAUUCACACCAAGGAGCAGAUCCUGGAGCUGCUGGUGCUGGAGCAGUUCCUGACCAUCCUGCCCCAGGAGCUCCAGGCCUGGGUGCAGGAGCACUGCCCUGAGAGUGCUGAAGAGGCCGUCACUCUCCUGGAAGAUCUGGAGCGAGAGCUGGAUGAGCCAGCACUGCAGGCCUCACUGCCUCCAAGUAAACAGAGACAGUCGUGGGAGGAGAUGUCAUCCUCAGAAACUGCAGAGGAGUCCCUGAGGAGCCCGCAGCCACAGUCUGUGGAGACCAGUCACAAAUAUGAGUCGUGGGGGCCCCUCUACAUCCAAGAGACUGGUGAAGAGGAGGAGUUCACUCCAGAGCUGAGAAAGAUUCAAGAUCGUAAGUCGAACACCCAGGAUGAGGAAUCAACAGAUAAGCAGGAAAAUUCUGAAGAGCUUCAUACAGAAGGAUUCAGAAGGGAUACUGUUCCCAUAAUUAUUGCCAAUAAGUGUGAGGCCAGGUUAGAAAGGCAGUGGGUUAACCUGGAAAAGGAAAGAGGAACAAAAACCUCUCUCCAAGACAAAGGUUCCCCAAAAGGUAGAGAAGUAAUGACUAAGCCUGCCCCAGGAGAGAGACGUUACAUCUGUGCUGAGUGUGGGAAAGCCUUUAGUAAUAGCUCAAAUCUCACUAAACACCGGAGAACACACACUGGGGAGAAACCAUACGUGUGCACCAAAUGUGGGAAAGCUUUCAGCCACAGCUCCAACCUGACCCUUCACUACAGAACACACUUGGUGGACCGGCCCUAUGACUGCAAGUGUGGAAAAGCCUUCGGUCAGAGCUCAGACCUCCUUAAGCAUCAGCGAAUGCACACUGAGGAGGCCCCUUACCAGUGUAAAGAUUGUGGUAAAGCCUUCAGUGGGAAAGGCAGCCUCAUUCGACACUAUCGAAUACACACCGGGGAGAAGCCAUAUCAGUGUAACGAGUGUGGGAAGAGCUUUAGUCAGCACGCAGGUCUUAGUUCUCACCAGAGACUCCACACUGGAGAGAAGCCGUAUAAAUGUAAGGAGUGUGGGAAAGCCUUCAACCACAGCUCAAAUUUUAAUAAACACCAUAGAAUCCAUACUGGGGAAAAGCCCUAUUGGUGUAAUAAUUGUGGGAAAACCUUCUGUAGUAAGUCCAAUCUUUCCAAACACCAGAGAGUCCACACUGCAGAGGGAGAAGGGCCUUAACUGUCAGGUAUGCUCUCCUGAUGGUUUUUGUUUCUUUUAACUUUAGAACAUGAAUGCUAGGGAGAAAGCCCAGUAAUUGCAGUGUAAACUCCGGGGUAGAUUUUGUUUCACUCAGCGUCAGGGGGGUAGAGUGAGAGCUCAGGCAGGGACAUGGCGCGUUCAUCACCUGCCCGCUUGCCGGGGCAGGGUCCCCUCACCACACUUUGCGUCCCAUAAACCAUGCCGGCAUUGCCUUUUGUAUAGUUAAACUGCUGUGUAUCCAGUAUAAUUAAGGAGGAAACAUUAAAACUGUUUAACUCUUUUAACAUAUGUUCGAGUUAUGAUUUGUAAAGAAAUGAGCCACGUUGAACACAAUUUAAUCUGAUUCAGAAUAAACUUAUAACAUCUU
This is a messenger RNA of Hippopotamus amphibius kiboko, 2583 nucleotides long. RefSeq names its product zinc finger and SCAN domain containing 21 (gene ZSCAN21). NCBI's taxonomy places the organism in Eukaryota, Metazoa, Chordata, Mammalia, Artiodactyla, Hippopotamidae. Gene Ontology annotation, biological process: regulation of transcription by RNA polymerase II. Bases 771 to 2195 code for a protein of 474 amino acids. Gene Ontology annotation, molecular function: DNA-binding transcription factor activity; RNA polymerase II cis-regulatory region sequence-specific DNA binding. The transcript has 4 exons. The record is from RefSeq and is a predicted model, not a curated record.